Molecule: messenger RNA, 2471 nt
Organism: Blepharisma stoltei
Lineage: Eukaryota; Ciliophora; Heterotrichea; Heterotrichida; Blepharismidae
Source: the annotation of a GenBank genome assembly
AUGAGUUACAUAGAAGGAAUUUCAGAAUACCAAGAAGAAUUUACCCCCUUUUCCCGCGAAAUUAAUUUCUUAAACUUAAAUUACUUAUAGAGAAGGCUAAAGCUACUACUCACCUCCACAUAACGCUCCACCACUUGCUGCCAGUCCGGACAUGACCUUCCAUUCUGUUGCUCCUCACAGGCGAGUGUUGAACUCUCUACCCGAGAGUCGAGACACUAGGUCACAAUCCGUAUGGCAACAGGGCUUAUCUUUUAGAAAAUUCGAAAAGUGAAUUUUCUGAUGGGUUUGUCUACCAAUACCAAGGUGGAACCCGAAGCCUAGGACGCAACACCUGGUAUCGUGCUAGGGAUUUCGCCUGAUGACCAAGUGACAUCCUCUCGCCUUGCUAGACGUCCCCUUUCUAUCUACAGCGAGCUAUCUCCCUAAGGGUAAAAUCUUGACCUGGACCAACUCCGCCAAAUAAAGUAAAACCCAGACAGAUAAAUUGAAAAAGCUGACUAUAGGUGUUAAGAAGGCGUGCUGGCUCACCACACCAUUUUAAUGUAUGCGAAUUCAAUCUCAAUGCAGUAGUGUCCGACCUCUGGCCAAGACAACCUCAAGGGAAACGUUUUGUUUUGCGAAUGAAUUCGAUUCUUCCUCAAUUCAAAAUCACGAAUGAUGUAUUGCGCUCUCUAUGAGACUUUUCGAAUAAUCCAGAAUCGCACGUCUCAGGACUAAUGACAGCCUUUAAAUACUCUCCUUCCCACUACUUAAGCUUAAAAACACAAGAAGUCAGCUGGCUAUCACGAGGAGAGCCAACGCCCAUAGCUGACUAUUUAAUUCCAUUGAUUUAUCAGCAUGAACUAAAUGCAGAACACUUGCAUAUAGAAGAAAAAAUUAUUGAAAAUAUGAUGAAUAGUAUAGACAGAAGAAUAAAUAGGGAAAAACUCAUAGAACCUUUAGAUAUACUACGAGUGUGUGCUGCCUUUUCAGCAGAUGAAAAAGGGCAAAGGCUGCUGCUGAAGUGUGAGCUGCUGUUUCCUGCAGUCACCCUUCAAUUUACUCCAAUUGCACCACUUAAGCUAGUUUCGACACCACUCAGCAUUAAGCUGACGAAAAAUUCGCUUGAAAGGUACCAAUAUGGAUUUUUGACUUUAGACCAGUCAGGAAGAGCAUUGCCGCUCUUAAUAACUGAUCCAUUAGCCUACAAGUACCCGUUAGUAGGGGUAUGAGUUUCAGGGGUUCCUGAGUCAAAAAACAGCAAGCAGUCUUCAAUUGUCCACCCACUGGUUUGGGCUGCUUGUGUCCAAUUUAUUGAAUCCAAAAGCAUUAGAGAAAAAAUAUCGCCAAGUCCUGAAGAUAUGACAAUUUUAUUUUUGCAUUUUAAUGGGAAGCCAAAGUAUUACGAAGUCUCGUGUCAAGGAAUUUCUAGCUGAAAAACAACGUCAUUUGUAGCAGAAUUACCUAUGGAAGAAGGGGAAUACUUUUCUCCAUGCUUUGUGACAUUUUUAAGAGAAGACCAAUCAGUGAGCUCUCUUGAAAUUUCAUUAGCUAGUAUAAGAAAAAGCACAAUAAAGAAUUCAGUUUUAUAUGGAAAGUCACCUAAGCCUAUAGCUUGUCCUCCUAGGCCACCGUCACAAUUAAGGAACCAGGGAUCUUCAUUUAUGACAAUUAGAUCAAGCUCUGCUAGAAAUCGAUCUUCAGACAGCUAUAGAAAAUAUUCCCCAGAUUCAGAAAGGAUAAUAAGCCAACAAAGUAAAAUGCUUGCCCAGCUGCAAGCUCAAAUCCAUGAACUACAAGAGCAAGUGUUCAAAUCUCAAAAUCCUAGUAAAAGCUCAUAUCCAAACAUUUUAAAUUUUGUAGCAGAUUCACGAACAAGUGCAUCAUCAGGCACCAAUACAAGCAUAGUUGCCAAUAACCCCCCAGAAGAGCCUCACCACUGUGAAGAAAGCCCCAAUUUUGCCUCAAAAAUGGCAUCAAAAAGACUAAAAGAAGGAAAACCUCCUCAUCAGCAAGCUACAAGUGCACGACAAUAUAGUAAUAAAAAAAACUAUCCAAAGCUGAUCACAUCAGGCUCAGAGGACAGGCUGCAUGACUCUAAUGAAAAUCAUCACGAAAUGGUCCACUAUAACAGUUCAUCUGAAUUUCAAGAAUCCCCUGACGAAUCUCCAAUCCCAGUCAAAUCAAAGCUAAUGUUUUCUCCCCUUACCAAAACAAACCCAGCCUCUAGCACUGUACAAAUAUCAAGCACCUGCCAAACCAAACUCACUUUUUCUCCUUCCAGCAAAACACAAGCUGAAAUAAAGCCAAAAGAGUCUCCAAGCGUCAACAAAGUACUGAAUGUUUCCAAUAUCCUUAAGCCAAACCUCCUCAAUGUAGAAUCUUCUGACAAAACUAUAUGUGUGCCUAAGAUAAACUAUGAGAGCGGAAGUGAGUCUUCAGAUGACGACAUGAUAGAAGCUGUAGAAAGGAAGUAUUUGUCUAUGAAAUAA